ACGUCUGGAGCAGCAGAGAAAACAGGAUUUCCCCGUACCGCUGCUGCCUGAAUACACAACUGGUGAUGUGGCGAAGCACGUCUCCUCAUCAUCGGUAUCAGCUGCAUCGCAGCAAGAAGUGAAGUCGGUCAGACAGGAAGUGAUCUGCCUGGACUCCAGCAGCACUGGCAUCAGCGAGGAUGAGGGCAAGACUAACGUAACCACCUCCACUACCACAGAGCACACACACAAAAGAGAUGUGAUCGAUCUGAGCUCAAGCGAGGACGACGCCAUCGUCCACAUUAGCAGCGCGUCCACCAACGAGGAAGAAGAGAGCGAGCCGAGCGGCGCACACGCAAACGACACCCUUAACCGACCAGACGCCCAGGGCAGGGUGCUGGUCAACUUGAACCAUCCAUCCGAAGAGAAGGACGUGUUCCUCUCACCUCAACUGGCGCGAGCUGUCAAACCUCACCAGAUCGGGGGGAUCCGCUUCCUGUACGACAACCUGGUGGAGUCCGGGGAGCGGUUCGGCAGCAGCACCGGAUUCGGCUGCAUCCUCGCUCACAGCAUGGGCCUGGGCAAAACGCUGCAGGUCAUCUCCUUCAUCGACGUCCUGUUCAGACACACCCAGGCUCACACCGUGCUCGCCAUCGUACCUGUGAACACGUUGCAGAACUGGCUGUCAGAGUUCAACAUGUGGAUCCCACCCCCAGAAGCGUUACCACCAGAUACUGACCUGGGACUGGUGACGCCUCGUACCUUUAAGGUUCACAUCCUCAAUGACGAACACAAGAACACUGCAACCAGGGCCAAGGUGGUGGAGGACUGGGCACGGGACGGAGGGGUGCUGCUGAUGGGCUACGAGAUGUACCGCCUCUUAUCGCUGAAGAAGAGUUUUGUGGCUGGAAGGAAGAAGAAGAGCAAGAAAACAACGGGACCUGUGGUCAUCGAUCUGGAUGAAGAGGACAGGCAGCAGGAACUGCUCAAAGGUAUCGAGAGAGCCUUGGCCCGGCCUGGUCCAGACGUGGUGAUCUGUGACGAAGGCCAUCGCAUCAAGAACUGCCAUGCCAGCACAUCGCAGGCUCUGAAGAACAUCCGAACCCGACGCCGCGUGGUCCUGACCGGCUAUCCCCUCCAGAACAACCUGAUCGAGUACUGGUGCAUGGUCGACUUUGUUCGACCAGACUUCCUAGGCACGCGGCAGGAGUUCAGUAACAUGUUUGAGCGUCCCAUUCUGAACGGGCAGUGUGUGGACAGCACACCUCAAGACAUCCAGCUGAUGAGGUACAGGAGCCACGUCCUGCACAGCCUGCUGGAGGGCUUUGUACAGAGGCGAGGUCAUGACGUCCUGAAGGACCAGCUGCCCUCAAAAGAGGAACAUGUGAUCCUGGUGCGUCUGUCACCCCUGCAAAGGGCGCUAUACACAGAGUUUAUGAACCGCUUCAGAGAAGCAGGAAACACCGGCUGGCUCAGCCUCAACCCGCUGAAGGCUUUCUGCGUCUGCUGCAAGAUCUGGAACCAUCCAGACGUGCUGUACGAGGCUUUACAGAAAGAAAACCUGGCAAGCGACCAGGACUUGGACCUUGAUGACAUCACUACCACAGGUCCCGCCCGAUGUCCAGCCACACCCAAUCAAAAGUCCAAGCCCCUGGAGAAUCCUAACCCCAUUGGUGGACUGAGUCUCAACCAGCUGCAGGAGAAAGCCAAUCAGGUCAUCACUUACGAAUGGGCAAAGGACAUCAUGUGUGACUACAGACCCGGCAUCCUGGAGAACUCAGCAAAAAUGGUGCUGCUGUUCCACCUGAUAGAGGAGAGCGUCAGAAAGGGAGACAAACUCCUCGUCUUCAGUCAGAGUUUGUCCACGCUGACAGUGAUCGAGGAUUUUCUGGCUAAGAGACCAGUACCCCCAUCGCCCAACAUGUCCGACAGAGACAGACCCAACCAGAACUGGGUCCGCAACCUCAACUACUACAGACUGGAUGGAAGUACAACAGCCUCAGAGAGAGAGAGACUUAUAAACCAGUUUAAUGAUCCAUCCAACACCUCAGCUUGGGUCUUCCUGCUGUCAACCAGGGCCGGCUGUCUGGGCGUAAACCUGAUUGGGGCAAACCGCGUGGUAGUGUUCGACGCCUCCUGGAACCCAUGCCAUGACGCCCAGGCCGUGUGCCGCGUCUACCGCUACGGUCAGAGGAAGCAGUGUCAUAUUUACCGGCUGGUGUGCGACUUCACGCUGGAGAAGAAGAUCUAUGACCGACAGAUCUCCAAACAGGGCAUGUCAGACCGGGUCGUGGAUGACCUGAACCCCGUGCUGACUUUCACCAGGAGGGAAGUGGAGUCUCUUCUUCAUUUUGUGGAGGAGGAGCCGGACCCCUCCCAGAUCCAGUUGCAUCCCCAGGACGGCAUGGAGAGCGUCCUCAGGAAGGCGUUGCACUUCUAUCCUCACCUGAUUACUAAGCUACCAUUCCCCCACGAGUCCCUGCUGAUAGACCGCAGGGAGCUGAAGCUGAGCAACGCUGAGAAGAAAGCAGCGAAGAAAGGUUACGAAGAGGAAAAGAGGGCCUCUGUGCCAUACACCCGCCCGUCCUACGCUCACUACUACCCUGCCAGUGACCAGAGCCUCACCAACAUCCCCGCCUUCAGUCAGAGAAACUGGCGUCCACCUCCUCGUACUGAAGAGAAGCCAGUGUCCAGUGUGCGUCCAGUUCAGUCAACUCCAGUUCCCAUGAUGCCCCGACAGGCAUCUGCUGGCUCGGCUCCAAGCGACGAUUCAUCAGGAUCCAGCCUCGGAGGUUUCCCCGUUAACUGCCUGCAAAAAGCUGGGGUGUUUGUACAGAGGAUCGUCACCACUACUGACAUCGUGAUUCCAGGCACCAACAGCUCAACAGAUGUCACGACCAGGAUCACAGCUGGAGAGAGUAUCCAUGUCAUCAGGGGCACCAAAGGGACUUACAUCAGGACGUCUGACGGACGAAUCUUUGCCAUCAGAGCAGCUAAUAAGGCCAAGACUGCAGAUGAGAGUGCUACUGCGCCACCAAAAGACUCACAGGCCGCACCAGAGGAAGUGUCAACCAAUGGCAGUAACGGUUGCCUGUCACCUGACAGGAAGCAGACUCCCUCCAAGACUAUUCCCCGCCCUCUUUCCCCUGACAGCCCAGAGAUCAUCAGCGAGUUGCAGCGCUACACAAGUGGCACAGGAGCCGGUGCCACUGCAGGUGCCGGAGCUCAACCAGAGGGGGCAGCAGAGAGCAACCUGCCUUCCACCAAACCGGUGCAGACCAAUGGCAGCAGUGGGAGCAGUUUUGCAAGUGGAAAUAUGAGCCACCAAGAUGCCUCUGUGACUAAUGUAAUCCAACCCAACAUGGAUGCCACUGCCGCCCAGGACCUGAGAACAGGCUCCAAGCGCAAAGCCUCUACCCCGUCCCUGGAUGAGCGGCCCAGUAAACAGCCCUCUGCAGGCAAACACUCCUCAGCCACUCUGGCCUCACAAGGCUUCCCCUUCACUGGGGGCUACGGCCUCCCCCCUCUGGGCCUCAACCCCGCCAUUUUGGGUGGGUCACUGAGGCACCCGCUCUUCAUGGGGGCAGGCUCGCCUUACUUCCAGCCCCCCCACACUCAACUAGGGGACCCCACUUACAUGUACCCAGAUCUGUUUGGCUUUGGCGGAGCCAGUGCAGUCCCCACCUCCUCCUCCUCAACCACAACCACUGCUACCGCCGUCUCAUCUUCCUCAUCAUCAUCUUCUGCAUCAGUCAAAGCUGCCAGUUCGGUUCCAGGAGCCCUGCCGCCGUUCAUGCUGAGCCCCAGCAUGGCGGGCAUGGCUGGGAUGCUCCCGCCGGGCUUCCCUCUCUCUUACAGUCAGUCCCUGGCAAGCCUCUACACAGGGUCGAUGCUCCCGGGCGGGCUGCCGGGUCCCGCUGCCACACCGGGUCCAGCCGGAGCCAGCUUCCUCUCUCAUUACCCUCCCACCGCUGCCUCCGGUUCCUCCUCAUCUUCUCCUUCCUCCUUCUCCCCCUCAGCACGGUCUGAGGGCCACCGAGCCCCAGUGCUAGUGAAUGGUGGGAAUUUUAGCAGCGCCAGCAGCUCGGAUGAUGACGAUGAUGUAAUUGAGGUGAGAGGACAGUGACCGAUGAGUGAUGUGGUUGUUUUGAGCCAGCUUGAUUCAAUUUAAUAAUCAUCAAAAUAGGAUGACAUCCUAUUUACCAGGAUACAGGCUUUAAAGUUGCCUGUGGCCGAGGCUGCGAGGGAAAUGGACAAAAAAUGAAAGACAAUUGAAGUACUGACAACUGAGUCCCUGCUAAAGUGUUUUCUCUGUUCGUCUCUACUGCCUUGGAGAAACAGUCUGAGUGGGGAUUGAACACAGACUGGACACAGAGCGACAAAUCUUUAUGCUGAAUAUCAGAAGCUAAAACCUGAGGAAGAAAAAAAGCUCCAGAUGGAACAAGAAAAUGAAAAUCUAAGGACUUUGGGCUUUUAAGUUUUUGUCCAAUACUGGCAUUGAAAUACUGAUCACUGGACUUAGUACUGCUGAGUGUGGGCCUGCAGUGACCACAAAGCAGCCACUAGUUGUACUGUUGACUUUAGAGAUUCUAGUUCUGCAGCUUUGCUAAAUGUCAAGACUCUUUUGCUUUUUUCAGCUAAUUAACAAGAGGACAGUAUGUUGGAGUUGCUUAUAUUAUAAAAAAAAGUUUGAGAAUUAAGUUAGCUGGUAGUGACGUUUGUUAAAUAUCAGUAACUGAAAUGUUUGUCACUUGUCGAAUAUUGCUACUGAAUUCUUAAAAUAGUAAAACUAAAGGUAGAAUGAUCAAACAGAACUUUAAGAAAGAAUUUUGAUUUACUCAAUAACUCACUGCCAGUACAGGGGGUAUUGUACAUUUUUGCUUUUGAAGAAAAAAAAAAUGGGGUCAUCUUGAAUCAUUGAAGUUAAGGCUUUUUGAGGAUGAGGUUAAAGACAAUUACUGCAACCUUUACA
This is a messenger RNA of Morone saxatilis (striped sea-bass), 4951 nucleotides long. Its product is annotated as helicase ARIP4-like. The record is from RefSeq and is a predicted model, not a curated record. Gene Ontology annotation, molecular function: ATP binding; ATP hydrolysis activity; ATP-dependent chromatin remodeler activity. Gene Ontology annotation, cellular component: nucleus. Lineage: Eukaryota; Metazoa; Chordata; Actinopteri; Moronidae.